CAAAGGAAUCGAUCUGAUAACUGAUUAUAAAUGACAUGUGUUUAAACUAGGUUAGCUUUACAGUUAAUAAAAAUUAACAUUUGCUGAUUAUUUACAAUAUUGUAUUAACGCUCAAAUGUAUUAACAGAAAACAUGUCAGGUCCUGCUGUAAGUAAAGCGGGUCUACCAGUGCCGAGAGCAACGAAAAUAAUUAGGUUCAUGAGAAAAGGUUGUACUAACAGGCCCUUUUAUCACAUUGUUGUCUCAGAUAUAAGAACUGACCAACAUGAUCCCGAAAUAGAACAAGUUGGAACGCACGAUCCGUUUCCAAAUGAAAAUAAUGAAAAACUUACUUCUUUAAACUUUGAGAGAAUAAGGUACUGGUUAUCGAAUGGGGCUACAGCUUCAAAUCCUGUCCUCGAGCUGUUGGGUCUUGCAGGAUUUUAUCCAAUACAUCCAAGAAGUUAUAUGACUGCUUGGCGCAAUAGAGAAAAGGCAAAACAAAAUGUAGAAACAGCAAGCGAAGAUAAAACUUGAUAAAUGGAGUUUAUUCAAUAUCAUUGAAUAGUAUGCAUUAAGAAUAUACAUGUAAUAUACAGAGUGUAUUAAAGUUUUAAGUAAAUUAAAA
Molecule: messenger RNA, 607 nt
Organism: Diorhabda carinulata
Lineage: Eukaryota; Metazoa; Arthropoda; Insecta; Coleoptera; Chrysomelidae
Gene: mRpS16
Product: probable 28S ribosomal protein S16, mitochondrial
Exons: 3
Coding region: 133-516 (127 amino acids)
Biological process (GO): mitochondrial translation
Cellular component (GO): ribosome; mitochondrial small ribosomal subunit
Molecular function (GO): structural constituent of ribosome
Source: RefSeq, a predicted model, not a curated record